Messenger RNA from Triplophysa dalaica, 1499 nucleotides. It is a transcript of the gene mbd2, whose product is annotated as methyl-CpG binding domain protein 2. Gene Ontology annotation, molecular function: DNA binding. The record is from RefSeq and is a predicted model, not a curated record. NCBI's taxonomy places the organism in Eukaryota, Metazoa, Chordata, Actinopteri, Cypriniformes, Nemacheilidae. The transcript is spliced from 7 exons. The coding region runs from base 274 to 1071 and encodes 265 amino acids.
AGGGCGGGGCGAGCCGUGCGGUUGCCAGGCGCUGGUCACUUGUGCGGGAAGUGCUGCUGAUAUUUCAGAGCGUCACGGGCGCGUUACAGACGCAUCGAGCGCAGAUUAUGAUCCGUGACGAGCUCGCUCGCGUCACCGGAUCCGCGCGCACGGCGAGAGUUCUACGGCUUUAACCGGGAGAUUAUUAACAAGUUCAGCGAGUAUCUCAGCGGCUAACGGGACUAGCUGGUUAGCCGACACAUCGCGAAUAAUUUCAGUUAAUCGAGUGGAUCGAUGAUCAUGGAGAAGAAGCGGACGGACUGUCCGGCGCUUCCGCCCGGCUGGAAGAAGGAAGAAGUGAUCCGGAAGUCCGGACUGAGUGCUGGAAAGAGUGAUGUGUAUUACUACAGUCCCACAGGAAAGAAGUUCAGGAGCAAGCCGCAGUUGUCCCGUUACCUGGGCAACACUGUUGAUCUGGGAUGUUUCGACUUCCGAACGGGUAAAAUGAUGCCCAGUAAAAUGCAGAAGAACAAACAGAGAAUGCGCAGUGACAAUCUCAGCCUGUCUAAGGGUAAGCCGGAUCUGAACACAGCUCUACCCAUCAGACAGACAGCCUCGAUCUUUAAACAGCCGGUCACUAAAGUGGUAAACCAUCCGAACAACAAAGUGAAAUCAGAUCUUCAGAGAGCGACGGAACAGCCGCGACAGCUCUUCUGGGAGAAGCGUUUGAAAGGACUGAGAGCUUCAGACGUGACUGAGGAAGUUCUCCGAACCAUGGAGCUGCCCAAAGCUUUACAGAGUAUAGGUCCAGACUCAUCAGAUGAGACUCUUCUGUCAGCUCUAGCGAGCGCUUUACACAUGAGUUCAGCUCCCAUCACAGGUCAGACGUCGACGGCCGCUGAGAAGAAUCCGGCCAUAUGGCUGAACACAGCCCAGCCGCUGUGUAAAGCCUUCACCGUCACAGAUGAAGACAUCAGGGAUCAGGAGCUGAAGGUUCAACAGGCCCGUCGCAGUCUGGAGGAGGCGCUGAUGGCCGACAGUUUGGCACGAGCUGCUGAAUCUUCUCAAGACAUUGAGGGCAAAGAAGCAUAAAGACUGAGCAGAUUUCUCUGUGCACUUCAGUCUCGCUCCCGGACAACACAGCACUCUUUCCAUAACCCGUAACAGAUAACAGCUUUAACCAAGGCCUUCUUUCUCAACUAGAGCUUCUAUUUUGAUGUACAUAUCUAUAUAUAAUUCAGAACAACACUUAUUUUCUGUCUGAAGAAAGUCUUUUCUUUUUAUAUGGGCAAAUACAGAGCAAUACUUGAUGAAAUCAGGUCACCGUUUGCUGGAUUUGUAUUGCUAUUUUUACCUUUGUGUCAUUAAUAUGCCAUGUGAUCUCUUCAGGGUUUGUAAGAAAUAAUGAAUAUAAUUCAGCUUUAUGAAUGAAAACUGCUUAUUUAAGAAAAAGAUUUUAUACCUUGAGAUAAAAAUGUGUACAUUUCUUGCAUAAAUAAAUGAUUAUAUUCAACAACUGA